Molecule: messenger RNA, 453 nt
Organism: Ixodes scapularis (black-legged tick)
Lineage: Eukaryota; Metazoa; Arthropoda; Arachnida; Ixodida; Ixodidae
Product: FLYWCH-type zinc finger-containing protein 1-like
Exons: 1
Coding region: 1-453 (150 amino acids)
Source: RefSeq, a predicted model, not a curated record
AUGGCCACCUUUGUGGCUUCUCCUCGAGGAUCGCCGAAGCUCUGCUUCGAAGGUUACGUGUACACCAAGCGCGGGACCACCGACGAGAAGGCGGUAUGGAGAUGCGAGAAAUUCCAGGAGGGUUGCCGGGGACGAGCUGUUACUGCAGAUGAGACGACCACUAUUACACAAGGCCAUACUUGCCAUCUACCGAGUCCGGAAAAUGUCGCUGCGGCGCGUUUACAAGAGGAGAUCAAAACUGUAGCCAAGCGUUCCCACGACACCCCUCGGAACGUCGUGACCGCCUGCCUACAAGGGGCAAGACCAGCGACUAUCGCGAAGCUCCCCCCCAAGCUGUCAUCACUGGAAAGGAAGGUGAACAGAGCUCGACGCGAAGCCCAUGGCGCAGCUCAAGUUCCCUACCGAAUCCAGGACAUAAUUGUACCUGAACAUGACAAGAACAGCGUCACCUGA